Molecule: messenger RNA, 1392 nt
Organism: Trichomonas vaginalis G3
Lineage: Eukaryota; Parabasalia; Trichomonadida; Trichomonadidae
Exons: 1
Source: RefSeq, a predicted model, not a curated record
AUGGCUGAUUCAAGAGUUCGCAAGAAUGCAACAGAACCAAUCAAUACAUACUCAUUCAUUCGCGGAAGUUACGAUUCAACAUUAACCAGAACAGUGAAUGAUAUAUUAAAUGAUUUGAAUAUUAAGGUAAGAGUUGAACAGAAGAAUGAAGAAAUAAAGACUAUCAUGAAUGAAAACAAAGAUGUAAACAUUGACGAUAAACUUGCCCAGAGCAUAGUUGAUGGCAUCUGUGAUUUUGAAGUACAUAAUGACGGUGGAAACAUGAAUUUAGAAAAAGAAGUUACAUUAUUCACACUGUUUCAAGCAAUUAAUUCGUUACCUAAUCAUUUAAUUAAUGAAGCAUACGAUAACGUUUAUAACUUCUGCAGUUUAACAGAAAAUGCAAAAAGUAAUUUUGAAAAAGCACGUAGUAGAUAUGCACAUUUAAUGACUUCUCCAUUUGUUUUAGUGAAGAUUCUAAAACUAUAUCAAAAGGAAUAUUAUGAUGAAUACGUUUUGCCUUUAUUACGCAAGCCAAAAAUAACAUUUGAUAUCAAACUUGAUGACUCGUUUUUGAUAACAGAUAUUAGACGUAAAGCUGAAAAUCAUCAGUAUAAAAACAGUUCUGAAGUAAUUGAGGAUUUAUCACGUGUAAUCCGUUUUGUAGAUUGUGGAAAUAAAUAUUUCAUUCAGAAAGAUUACAACAUACACGACAAAAUGAAUCAAAUAUCAUUCGUUCUUCAAUCAAACAUGAAAGAGUCACUUAAAAUGAUUAAGUUAUUUAAAGAAGAAGGUAAAACAAUAACAGCAUGGGACGUACUACUAAAUCAAUUGUCUUCAUUAACCGUUAAGGGUGUUUGCUUUAAAUCUGAUUCCCCAGAUGUUUUCUCAACGUUUCAGGGUUAUAAAUACAACAUUCUCGAAAAAGUAGAUUACUCAAAAAUUGAGAUGUUUAUGGAUUUCAUUAAAGAAGUCAUAUGCGAUAAUAACGAUGAAGUGUAUAAAUACCUUCUCGGCUGGAUUGCAUCAAUGAUUCAACAUCCUGGAAUCAAGAAUGAAACAGCAAUUAUUUUGAAAGGACUUCAGGGAACAGGUAAAAACAGAUUCACGGAUAUUAUUUCUGAACUUCUCGCCGGUUAUUCAUGUAAAAACAUUACCGAAAUAGGUGAGCUAACGGGUAAUUUCAAUUCAGUAGUUGAAAAUAAAAUGUUUCUUGUACUUAAUGAACUCAAGAAUGUUGGUGAAGACAGACUCGCAAACUUCAACGCUUUGAAAUCAAUUAUAACGGAUAAUGAGAUUAGAAUUAAUGAAAAGAAUCAACCCAGAAGAACUGCUCAGAACGUUGCAAACUUCAUUUUCGUAACUAAUAACGUUUACCCUGUCAAAAUUGAAGUUGGAGACAGAAGAUACGUA